AUGGUCUCCCCAGUCGAGAGACAAGACAUGACGUCCAACACUCGUGAACUCUUUGAGAACCUUUCCGUAAACCCUGCUCCCCAGAACACUGGUUACAGACAAGCUCCCCCGCGCCCGGACAAGCCCGCGCCCAACGGAUACCCGACGAACCGUGGACCUCCGCCGAGGGAACGCCCAGACCGUCGCGACAAAGACCCCUUAGACAUCUUUGCCGAUCCCCCGAAGACGAGCAGUGGCGGAAGAUCGGGGUACAGAGAGCGGAGGCCUCGCCGGAACUCAGAGUCAUCCAUCAUGGAACGAACCCCCAAGCUUGUGGAUACUGAGGACGAGAGACGGCGUCGCGAGCGACGACGCCGGGAGCGGGAGGCUCGCCAUAAAGAUGGAAAGGACAGCAAGGAGUCAAAGGAUGGAAAGCCUCGUCCGUCUAAAAAGUCCAACUACCACAUGGACAUUAUCGAUAAACUGGACGUGACCAGUAUUUAUGGCACUGGAAUGUUCCAUCACGACGGGCCGUUCGAUGCCUGCAAUCCUAACCGUAACCGCAAGGGCUUGCGUACGGCACCCAUGCAGGCGUUCCCCAAGGACUCUGCCAACAUGGCCCUUGGAGGCGCAGGGCCAGUCAACUCCAACAUUGAUCUGAACCUGUUCCACGGGACCAUGGACGAAGGCUACAAUGACUAUUCUACCAGCGCCGCGGUGGACCCGCGUAACAACAAGAGCGAGACCGCGAACUUUGAUCCAACCACUCGCAUCGAACCUGUCCAUGGAGCGGAGAGCAUGGGUCUGGGAACUAGCACGUUCCUGGAUGGUGCCCCGGCUAGCCGGGCAGACAUUCAGCGCCGUGGAAGUGGGAACGAGAACGGUGGAGCUGGUCCCAGCGGGGGAGGCUUGCAGCGCAAGAAGAGUUUGGCCCAAAGACUCCGGGGAAUGAACAAGCCCUCAAAUCCCCGAGUGGUCUCUCCCGAGUCCUCAUACACCCCGGGUGUGUCUACCGGCUCUAGUCACAUCGGAACCAUCCGCGCCAAUGAGAAGAAUCCCUUCUUCCAGGAUUAUGAUGAUGCUUGGGACAAGAAGGGAGCCCAGAUCAACAUGUCUGAAGAAUCACGUGGUACCGUAGGUACACGAGCCCGUUCUUCCAGCAGCCCCAAGCAGAAUACCGGGUUGGAGCGGAGGUUUACCAACGAACGGACCAACACUGGACUCGAUGAGGGCAAGCCCAGCGGCGGCGGGUUUAUCAACCGCAUGAAGAGUUUGAGAAAGCCCCGCCCUGAGCGGCGCAUCAGCAACGACUGA
This is a messenger RNA of Aspergillus niger, 1293 nucleotides long. RefSeq lists its product as uncharacterized. Gene Ontology annotation, cellular component: cytoplasm. NCBI's taxonomy places the organism in Eukaryota, Fungi, Ascomycota, Eurotiomycetes, Eurotiales, Aspergillaceae. The transcript is spliced from 3 exons. The record is from RefSeq and is a predicted model, not a curated record. Bases 1 to 1293 code for a protein of 430 amino acids.